Molecule: messenger RNA, 5279 nt
Organism: Oryzias latipes (Japanese medaka)
Lineage: Eukaryota; Metazoa; Chordata; Actinopteri; Beloniformes; Adrianichthyidae
Product: voltage-dependent calcium channel gamma-7 subunit
Biological process (GO): neurotransmitter receptor transport, postsynaptic endosome to lysosome; calcium ion transport; positive regulation of synaptic transmission, glutamatergic
Cellular component (GO): postsynaptic density membrane; AMPA glutamate receptor complex
Molecular function (GO): channel regulator activity; voltage-gated calcium channel activity
Source: RefSeq, a predicted model, not a curated record
CGCAGAGGCGCUCCAUAAGGGAGGAGGAAGAGCAGCACAUUUUGGUGUUGGGGCUCGUCAGCGCGCACAGCAUCUUGGCUGAAGCGUCCAGCUCUUUUGCUCUGCAGAAUGAGUUCAUUUAGUACAAGGGCGCUGACGCUGCUCUCUUCGGUUUUUGGAGCCUGCGGCUUGUUGCUGGUGGGGGUCGCCGUAUCGACGGACUACUGGCUGUUGAUGGAGGAAGGAAUCAUCCUGCAGCAGAACCAGACCACUGAGGUCAAGAUGGCUCUGCACUCGGGUCUUUGGAGAGUCUGCUUUGUGGCAGGACCUGAGAAGGGCAGAUGUGUAGCAUCUGAAUACUUUACCGAACCAGAGAUCGAGAUCACCACUGAAAAUACAGCCAACAUACUCAAAAUGGUUCGAACUGCCACUCCUUUCCCCAUGGUCUCCCUGCUGUUCGUCUUCACGGCCUUCGUCAUCAGCAACAUCGGUCACAUCCGACCUCAGCGCACUAUCCUGGCCUUUGUUUCUGGCAUAUUCUUUAUUCUAUCAGGUCUCAGUCUGGUGGUGGGGUUGGUUUUAUACAUUUCGAGCAUCAACGACGAGGUGAUGAAUCGGCCCAGAGAGCCUGAGCAGUUCUUCCACUACCGCUAUGGCUGGUCCUUCGCCUUUGCUGCGUCGUCCUUCCUGCUCAAAGAGGGCGCUGGAGUGAUGUCUGUCUACCUCUUCAUGAAGCGUUAUGCUGAGGAGGAACUUUACCGCCCCCACCCUGCACUCUAUCACCCCCGUAUGUCUGACUGCAGCGACUACAGCGGCCAGUUCCUCCAUCCAGAUUCCUGGGCCCCACCGCAGCGUGGCCGCAGUGCCUCUGACGUCUCCUCCGAUAUCUCCAUCCAACUCAACCAGACCCCCCCGCCGCAACAGCAUCUCAAGGGGGGCAGCAGCUCCCAAGCGACACCUUCUUCCUCUGGACCGUCUUCCGCUGCCAGCUACCAGUUCAACCCGGCCUCCUCCUCCUCCACAUCCUCUUCUUAUCCACACCCCCUCCACCCAGGUGCCACCUCCACCCUAACCAGAGCUUCCCACGCACACGACCACUAUCAGCCUCACCCCCACCCAAGCGGGCCUCCUCCUCAGUCCCUUCCUAUGGCAGCACCUCCCUCUGCCAUGCCCCCUCCUCGCUACCACACCAGAAUGAGUGCCUCACCAUGCUAGAAAAAAAGGCAGCAAAGGGGAGAGGGAGGUGUACUUAAGAUUUUGAGGUGGGGGGGGGGGGGUUGCUGUUACAGCUCCUACACAUUACAUACCAAGAUGAACACAACCACAGGUCCUUUCCUCUCUACAGACUGUGGAGGAGGGUUUCCAAAAAGGAGGCUGAAAGGACGAGGAUGAAGAGCAUGAAGAGACGAGGGGAAGGUGGAGGAGGGGGGACGGGUGGGUGGAUGACUCACCACUGAACCCCAGAUGAAGAAAGACCCUUUACAAAAACAUUUCAGACACAGACAGGGAACAUAAGGGUUUAAGGGCGACAAGAAAAGUGUGUGGUCUGUGACGACCACAUUCAUCUUCAGGGUCGCGAUACUCAGGCAACCAGGAGAAGCAGCGCUGGAGGCGGGGAGCUCUUUGACAACAUGCUAGCUUCUCUCAAACUGGAACUAGUCUAUUUUCAUCUGAAAAGUUCAAUUCUUCUUGUUAGCAGCUGUUUAGAUAUUUAUUUUAGACUCAAAAAAUUUCAAGAAACGAGAAAAUGAAAACUGCAGUAAGCUUUGAAAGACCCACACCUUCACUGUUAGUAGCUGUGGUGGCAUAAAUUUAUAUUCUAUUCAACAUAAAACCGAUUUUUAUAAAACGUGUCAUAUUUAAAACAAUAAACCAUAAGGUUUUACUUUCAAUUUGAGACAAACAUUUAAAAAUGUUUCAGUCGACACAUGCGUGUUCCAAGACUGUUAAAUGUGCUCAUUUUGGUCGCCUAGAUACAGAAAAAAAACGAUCAAGUGUCCUAAAGAUCCACUCUGAUCAUCUUGCGAUUUAUUUUAAAAGCAUCCCCAUUGGUCUUUUAAUUAUGAGUGCGCUGUUAUUAGCCAAAACCCUAAAACUUGUGUUGUUUUCUAGAACAUAGUUUUUGCAGAGGGGCAGUAGUUCAUUAGAAAUUUGCCUCUGAGUUGUGGGCGGGACCGUUGGUGGAUCUAGUUGUCUAAAAGCAGGUGCUUUAGAAGCUUAUGGAGCAGGGAGCUUGUGGCUUGCCGUUGUAGCUUCUACAUCACAGCUGCAAGCUUUUCUAAAGCCAUUUUUUUGUCUGCUCCUGAUUUACAAUGAUAUGAAUAAAAAAUACUCAGAAAAGCUAGUUUUAUUUUCUUUAUAUUGUAUAUGCCAUCAAUCAUGAAGAAAAUGCCCGAAAAACAUGUUCACCAAAAACUAGAUUUUAAUCAGAGGGGUCUUUAAUUGGGCUGAGUGAAAGAGGCAAAUCUGUUGGUGCAAAUCCCCAAAAACACAAAGUUCUAAGAGUGUAAAACUCAUGUUUGCAAAGAGGUUUUGAAUGAAGUUCUCAUGUUCUAGAAAGUUCUUUAAGGUUGUUUUUUUUUUUUGUUUCUUGUGACAUAAUUCAUCUACACCAAAUUUGGUAACUGUAGGUAUAAAACUGGAGUUGUCUGACACUACAGGUCUCAAACUCCAGGCCUCAGGGACCAAGUGUCACUCAUGUUUUCCAACUGACUUGUAGCUUGAAACUCAAAGUGGCCUGAAUUAGCUUCAGCUUUAGAAAUAAGUGGUUCAGGGGAUGCAUGGUUCUCAACAGACUUCCAAAGUCUAGCUCAAAUGGGCAUUCCAUAAAAAAUGUUAAAAUAUUUCUUUUUGCUGUUUUGGGAAAAGUGACUGGACUAAUAUCAGUGGAAACAGAUUAACUCGUGUUGCGUUUAUUUAUUUUUUCUUCAUCAGAACAUGACAACAAGAGUUUUUUAAUUCAUUUUAAUUUUUAACAAGUGUAUCAUGACCUUGAUGUGAACUAUCGAAUACCCUCUAAAGACAAAACUGUGAUGAGUAGACAUUUUUACUCCAGAUGUUUAGAUUCCUGGUACCCCUCUUAUAGAUAUGCAUCCUCUUCCACCAAGAAGUCCAAUAAAAAUAAUGCUUUUGGGCUUUUAGGUUUUCUAGGUAGUUUGUAAUGUAAGAAACAUGUUUAGGAAAUGAAUGUUUGAGGUUCUCAAGAGAACUUCUGUGGGAGCUCCAAAUAAUUGAGUCUCUUUCAGCUAAAUGGGAUUGAUGACGAUCUUCCAGCAGAAGGUUUUGUUUAAAAUCUUGUGAAUUAAUAUUCAGUUUUUGUUGUUUUAAUUUAUUCAUCCAUUACAGAGCAAAAGAACUCUUCCAUAACUCAAAUUCCAACUCAAUGCUGAUAUUAGCUACCAAAAAAACGAAAUAUUGGUGGAAUGUUGUAAUAGAAAGCUAACAGAUAUGUAUGUGAGAGGUUUCUAUUGUUUACUAAAAUAGAUUUAUCUUGAACUUCCUGAUGUACUUUAAUGAAAUAAAGUAGCACAUGCUUCCUACAUUCAAGGAUUAGAGGUGAUAGGUCUGCAGGAAGAAGUUUCGAGAAAGUAGAUUUCCUUAUUUUUGCAUAUUUGUCACACCUUUCCUAUAAAUAAACCAAAAUAAGUCAAAUAAAUAUAAAGGUUUAUGGUUCCAUGGGAUAAAUCAAGUUGUCCAGGUCUCAGGGGGUGCCUUGCAACCCCACACCAUCACACUACCACCACCAUGUCUAACAUGUGCACCUGUUUUAUUUUUUUGAAUGGCUACCUGUUUGGUUUUAAAUGUUAACAGCAUACCAAACCUUUUUUUAAAAGUUCUUCUCGAUGUAUAAUUACUCCAAUGCAUCCUCCAGAUGUUUUUAUCAAAUCUCUAUUCUUUCUGCUCAGCAGAUUCCUUCUCCAUGAAUCCAUUGUGGUACAAAUGUCUCUUUCUUCUUGUGGAAUCAUAAACUCUGACUUUGACUGAGUAAAGUGAGUUUUGCUGUCCCUUCCAUGUUGGCUUGCUUCUUUUAGGAUGUCCUGAAUGAGUUUUUGUUUUGUUCUUGGACUCAUUUUGGUCGUUUGGUCACCCCUGAAAUUUCUCCACUCUUCUAAGUAUUCUCCAUUUGUGGAGAAUCAUCAAGUUUGAGUCCUAAAGUGGCAGAAACAUCUGUUUUUAUUUAUUUUAGACCAAAACAUGUCAGUUUGGGGAUUUCUUGUUUUUAAUUGUUUUGUUUGUUGUUGUUUUGUAGUCACAAAAUGAGUUUCUGAAGAUUUUCCUCUAUCAUGGAAUAUUUAGGUCUUGGUUUGGCUAAACAAAACUCAUCCCAUCUUAACAGAAUCAGUAUUUUUUUCAAACUACAUGACAUAGGGGCAAUUAUUUUUUUAACAUGCACAAAAUAUGUCAAAUCCGCUUUCAAAAAUGACCUUUUCUAUUGACCUAUACCUUUGGUGUGACAUUUAUGCAAAAAGACUGUUAGAAAUGUGUGUAAGAGCUGGAGCUUAGAUGAAAAGCAAACUGAAAAUGUGUGUUUACCUCAUCUAUAAUGUAGGUGAAAGAUUCUAAAGCAGAACCGUGGUUUCUGUCUGUGUGACGUAGCUGUGCAGUGAUGGUCUCCACAGUCUGUUUUGACAGCUUCUUGUCGGCUCAUUGUGCAAAGUUUCAGUAAAACAGAAAAACCUGCUUUUAUCCAAACUGUUGUUUCAGUGACCGGAGAGAUUGCUUGUUUUUGUAGCACAGUAAAAAAUCGUGCAUAAAUUAAGGCAUUUUUUGGAGCCAUUUUUAGAUUGGUGGGGGGCAUUAUGCCCCUUGUCUGUGGUUCCGUUAGAGAUGUAGCAAAUGAACUGCUUUGUUAAUAGCAUAUUUUAUGAUUAUGUGUCAUGUAAUGAUUGAAUAGGGAAAUGUUUGGCUGCUGAUAAGAGCUUCUGCAAAUGUUUUUUUAUUUAUUAUUGCCAAAGCUGAGCAACAAUGCUUCUGUGUACAUCACAGGUUUAUGUAGCUGACCUCAGAACCAGCAGGGUUUCCAUGAGAGAAAGUCUUCAAACUGUGAUUAGGGUGUAAAUACUUUUAUCUCUCAUACACAUUCAACCAAGGACAACUUUUCAUUAAAGUGUGGGAUAAUUUACACAGUUGUGUAAAUGUAUACAUGACUCAGUUAUAGUAGGUUUUUGUCCAAAAUGAACCAUAAAAUGUAAACAUGCUUUUAUGUUCUCUCCAUUCAUGAAAUUGUAGCAUUGCAGUGUUAUUUGCAAGCAGAUUUUUUUUCUUAACCUUGAACUAAUAAAAUUUGCCUGGGUCCUGAG